UUUUUUUUCAUUUUGGCUUUGUGCGACUUGUGACUUUUUUCAGUGAGUAAUAGUGUAUCAAAUGUCUCAAACUAAAAACUAGAACCUGUUUUUUUACUUCAUUGUAAGUAAUGUUCAUUCGAAUGCAUAACCUUUCGCAUACCGUAUCACACAAAGGCGGACUCCCUUUGUGUGAUCGCAUAACAUUUGAAAAACGUUGAAUUUCCCAGCCACUAUGCUGCAGUCAAAUUUCCUUUCGAUGUCUGCACGUUUCCUAGCCAGUGCCAAAGCCAUGAGCAGAGGCAAGCAGGUGAAAUAUCCUGUCACUGGGAUGAGUAUGAACCCUCUUGCUAUCUACGUGAAAGAGCAUUUUGCGAAAAACUCGGCGAAAAGUAUUGAGGAGGGUCAAAAGGCAAUGAAAGAAGUGGUUGCUUCCUGGAAAGCACUGAAUUCUGCCGAAAAGAAGAAGUACGAAGAACUCUCCAAGAAAUAUCGCGAGGAGAAAAUGCAUGAGUUCGAUGCGUUGUCGGACGAAGAAAAGCAAGAGAGAAUCUCUGCAUCCUUGGAGGAGAAGGAAGAAAGAGCCAAAAGAAGAGCGAGAAAGGAGAGGAAGGAGGACUGGGAGAAAACGGGUCAUCCUGAGCGACCACCAUCUGCUUACAAUCUUUUUGUGCAAGAGAAAUUCACAGAUUUGAAGAAUAAAGGGGAAGUUGUUACCCCUGUCGUAAAGACAAUGCAACGUCUCAGCGCCGAGUGGAAAGGGAUGAGUGAUUCUGCUAAACAGCCUUAUCUCACAAAGGCCACAAGAUUGGCCAAUCAUUACAAAGCCGAAGUGGAGGCAUGGAAAGCAAAGGUGAAGCCAGAAAAAGGAGAGCCGCAAAAGUUUUCAAAUUCAGGCAUUGAUUACGGCGAUCAACUUAAAGAGUUGAAGUGCGUCUGCGCAAUCGUUUACGCUUUUACCACCUGUUUUACAAUCUUACAACAGCUUUAUAUUGGGCACCUUAGAACGCGUGAUUGCCUUGUAAUCAGCCUUGAGAAAAGGAUGUGAAGGCAAGGUUACCUGGCAGAGAUUCAGUAAUGAUAAUUCUUCGAGACUCUCCUAUUUGAAUUUCCUUGUAAACAGGUGCGCAGGUUGGUCCAUUUCCACUUCUCAUAUAUCUGGCUACAGUUCUUAUAGAUGUGUUUUGUUUUGAUGUUUUUUAACUGACAUUUGUACAUAAUUUUCACUUAGUAUCACUUCUACUUCGCUUCCUAGCCUUUUACAUGGAAUAAACGUAUGUUUUCUCA
This is a messenger RNA of Cylicocyclus nassatus, 1266 nucleotides long. The record is from the annotation of a GenBank genome assembly. NCBI's taxonomy places the organism in Eukaryota, Metazoa, Nematoda, Chromadorea, Rhabditida, Strongylidae.